UGGAAGAAGACUAUUGCGAAGAUGAUGAUAGUGAUGAAGAGUACAGUAUUCAGAGACCUGCCUUUUCUGUCACAGGAGAACCUGACUUUGACUCUGGCCCUCCGCUGUGGACUUGAAUAUCUUAGGCGUGUAAGGUGGGAGGCUGCUAGAAUUCCCAAGGUAAAAGUUGUAAAGGUCAAUAAAGUCAAAGAACAGAGUGUGUAUAUGCCUCAAAUUCCCGAUGUUAUCAAGUGCCCCGAGAAAUUGUUGCCUCUCAAACAGUGGGAAGACAGUUUUCUUUCUGAUUUUUCACAGCUGAGAGAAGCUUUUGCGCGGCUAGACCUUGAAGACCCCAGUGCAGAAACAUCAGCAAAGAGGAAUUUUUGAAUCAGAUGGUUGAGAGUGAUAACACCUCUGAGAAAUAUGUCAGCUUUGAAUUUAUAGAUGGUUCUUGCAUC
Messenger RNA from Salvia hispanica, 437 nucleotides. Lineage: Eukaryota; Viridiplantae; Streptophyta; Magnoliopsida; Lamiales; Lamiaceae. The record is from RefSeq and is a predicted model, not a curated record.